CGACUCACUCGUGUGCUUUCCCCGCCAAUAGUUGCGUUGUGUUGUGUAGCUAUCGUACGAGAUCGCGUCAUUACAUCAAUAAUUUUGUUUUGGGCUUUGUUUUGGGUUAGGUAUCGUGCAAGGAAAAGCGAAUAUUUGAGAAAACGGUUCAAACCCGUAAUUGACCCGUAAAAAAAUUGAAAAUGAGUUAAAUAAAGUGUAAUUGUAUAACAAUUAGUAUUUUACCUAUAUUAUACGUUUUAUUUUUGAAGUCGAUGAACGUUUUCUUCGAAACCUUAUUCGUUCUUUUUUAUCAUCUGUUCGAUUUAAUUAAAUAUUGUCGUUCGAUUGUGUACACAUCAGUUUCGUUUAACGAAGAGUCUCCUCUAAUACAAGCACAACUAGAUAUUGGCACGAAUCAAUCGUGCUGUUCUAGAAUUACUAUAGAAUCCACAACAAUUGACACCACGGGCAAAACGGCGGAGGGCGCUAUCAGGAAUAGUAGCGGGCAUGUCAAGUCAUCGAAUGACGACCUGAGAGGUGAUGAUAGUGAUUUAUUAAAAGUAAAGCGGCCGGAUACGCUAAGUUUUACCACUAAAACCGUUAAAGAUUUCAAAAGCAAAGUGAAAAAACAUCGGACAGGUAACAAAGAUUGUUUACAAAACGGGAACUUGCCAAAAUCGAAUCAUAGUAUCGCUAAACCUUCAAAAGAUAAACUGAAACCAUCAAAAACAUCACCGACCUCAUCUACAAAGGCAGCCUCAAAUCUAGAUCAAAAUAAACAUUGCUCCAGUAAAAAAAGUGAGAAUUCCAACGAUAAAUUGGAUGUUGAUCAAAGUGGGUCAGAUACUCCAGAAUCAGCACAAGUAGCCAAUAGCAUAAAUCAAACAGAUCUUUUUAAAAGUUUAUCUGACAUCGGUACACCGGAAGACUCGUUUGAUCCCGGACGAAAAGUGUCACCAAAAGAAGCUUUCACGCCUACGUUUAGUUUUGUGACGAAUAAAAUGUUGAAGAAACACUUCUUGGGGAGGAGGAAUAGUAAGAGGUUUGUCAUAGGGGAUGGGGAGGAUGAAUUGCCUUCGCCCACUCCGCCCGAUGUCACCAUUACAGAAAGCCCCCAAGUGGAAUGUAGAACAGAAUGGGCCAACCAAGAAUCUAGUGGAAGACUUGGUGUUCCGAGAAAAGGACUGACGCCGUCUAUGUCCCAAGGAACUGUUAUGUUACAUAGCAAUAGACAUCAGGAAAAAGAUUUUACUGUAGCUACACCUGCCGAAUUUGUAAAAAAAUUUGAUGGUACUAAAGUUAUUAACAAGGUUCUUAUAGCAAACAACGGAAUAGCGGCGGUAAAAUGUAUGCGCUCAGUCAGAAGAUGGUCCUACGAAAUGUUUAAAAAUGAAAGGGCUGUGCGUUUUGUCGUCAUGGUAACUCCAGAGGAUUUAAAAGCUAAUGCGGAAUACAUUAAAAUGGCCGACCAAUAUGUACCUGUUCCAGGAGGAACCAACAAUAAUAAUUAUGCCAACGUUGAACUAAUUGUGGACAUAGCCAUCAGAUAUCAAGUUCAGGCCGUGUGGGCUGGAUGGGGUCACGCGUCAGAAAAUCCAAAACUCCCAGAAUUGCUCCAUAAGAAUGGCAUCACUUUUAUUGGACCGUCCGAGAAAGCUAUGUGGGCAUUAGGAGAUAAAAUUGCUUCGUCUAUAGUUGCUCAAACGGCUGAUGUUCCUACAUUAUCAUGGUCUGGUUCAGGCCUCAAAGCACAAUAUAGCGGUAAAAAAAUUAAAAUUUCUUCUGAACUGUUUGCGAGAGGAUGCGUUACAACAGCGGAAGAAGGUUUGGCGGCAGCUCAAAAAAUCGGUUUUCCUGUCAUGAUCAAAGCUUCAGAAGGAGGUGGUGGUAAAGGAAUUCGUAAAGUCGAUCAUCCCGAUGAAUUCCAAGCUGCAUUCAGGCAGGUCCAAACUGAAAUACCUGGUUCGCCAAUUUUUGUGAUGAAAUUGGCUAAAGGUGCUCGUCAUUUAGAAGUUCAGCUUUUGGCAGAUAAUUAUGGAAAUGCAAUUUCCCUAUUUGGAAGGGAUUGCUCUAUUCAGCGGCGACAUCAGAAAAUUAUUGAAGAAGCCCCAGCCUCAAUUGCUAGCGCUGAAGUGUUUGAAGAAAUGGAGAAAGCUGCUGUUCGUUUAGCCAAAAUGGUUGGUUAUGUUUCAGCCGGUACCGUAGAAUAUUUGUAUGAAACAUCUGGAGACUACUUCUUCUUGGAACUGAAUCCUCGCUUACAAGUGGAGCAUCCUUGUACGGAAAUGGUGUCCGAUGUUAACUUACCUGCAGCUCAACUGCAAGUUGCUAUGGGUCUACCUUUACAUUAUAUUAAAGAUAUUAGAUUGUUGUAUGGUGAAUCUCCAUGGGGCAAAACUGAAAUUGAUUUUGACCAACCUAGACAUAAACCCCAACCGUGGGGUCAUGUUAUAGCAGCUAGAAUAACAUCUGAGAAUCCUGACGAGGGUUUUAAACCAAGUUCUGGAACUGUACAAGAGCUAAACUUCCGUUCCUCGAAGAAUGUGUGGGGUUACUUCUCUGUGGCUGCAUCUGGAGGACUUCAUGAGUUUGCCGAUUCCCAAUUUGGUCAUUGUUUCUCGUGGGGUGAGAAUCGAGAACAAGCUAGAGAAAACUUGGUUAUAGCCUUAAAGGAACUAAGUAUUAGAGGGGAUUUUAGAACAACAGUUGAGUACCUCAUCACGCUACUUGAAACAGCCGAUUUUCAGCAGAAUACGAUUGAUACAGCUUGGUUGGAUAUUUUAAUUUCUGAAAAAGUGCAAGCCGAAAAACCUGAUGUCAUGCUUGCAGUUGUAUGUGGUGCCUUGCAUAUCGCAGAUAAAUCAAUUGAAACAGCCUUUCAGGAGUUUAUUAGUUCUUUAGAAAAAGGACAAAUUCAAGCAUCUAACACACUGACUAAUGUGGUUGAUGUUGAAUUGAUAAAUAACGGAAAUAAAUAUAAAGUUCAAGUAACGAAAAGUGGACCAAAUACAUAUUUCUUACAAAUGAAUGGAAGUUUUAAGGAAAUAGAAGUACAUAGGUUAAGUGAUGGAGGUAUACUUCUUUCUAUUGACGGUUCUUCUUUCACAACUUAUAUGAAAGAGGAAGUAGACAGAUAUCGAAUUGUUAUUGGCAAUCAGACUUGUGUUUUUGAAAAAGAAAACGACCCUACAAUUUUAAGGUCUCCAUCUGCUGGUAAAUUGAUUGGAUUUUUAAUUGAAGAUGGUGGACAUGUCUCAAAAGGACAAACUUAUGCUGAAAUUGAAGUAAUGAAAAUGGUUAUGACCCUUACAGCAAGCGAAGCUGGUAUAAUUACAUACGCGAAACGACCCGGCGCUGUUUUAGAUGCUGGAUCUAUCUUAGCAAAUUUAGAAUUAGAUGAUCCUAGUCUUGUCACAAAAGCUGUUUCAUAUAAAGGACCCUUCCCCGAAAUGGAUACAUCACUUUCAGGCCUUCCAGAGAAAUUAAACCAUAUCCAUAUUAACUAUAAAAUAAUGCUAGAAAAUACUUUAGCAGGAUAUUGUUUACCUGAACCCUAUAAUGCUCCUAGACUAAGAGAGGUGAUAGAGAAAUUUAUGUCAUCUUUACGCGAUCCAAGCUUACCACUUCUUGAACUACAAGAAGUGAUGGCGUCAAUUUCAGGGCGUAUUCCCAUUGCUGUAGAAAAGAAAAUUAGAAGGCUGAUGACGCUGUAUGAAAGAAAUAUAACGUCAGUUUUAGCACAAUUUCCUAGUCAACAAAUAGCGAGCAUUAUUGAUAGUCAUGCAGCAUUAUUUACUAAGAGAGCAGAGAGAGAUGGAUUCUUUUUAGCCACAGAAGGCAUUGUUCAAUUAGUACAGAAGUAUAGGAAUGGAAUAAGAGGUAGGAUGAAGGCAGCUGUGCAGGACCUUUUAAAACAAUAUUAUGACGUGGAAAGUCAAUUUCAGCAUGGUUCAUACGAUAAGUGUGUCUCACAUUUAAGAGAAAAACACAAAGAUGAUAUGAAAAUCGUGUCUGCUACAAUUUUUUCACAUGCUCAGGUGGCAAAAAAGAAUAUUCUCAUUACAAUGUUGAUUGAUCAUUUAUGGUCCAAUGAGCCAGGUUUAACUGAUGAACUAGCUCCUGUUUUAACCGAGCUCACUUCUCUAAAUAAAAGUGAACACUCCAAAGUAGCGUUGAGAGCUCGUCAAGUUCUUAUAGCGGCUCAUCAACCAGCUUAUGAGUUACGCCAUAACCAAAUGGAAAGCAUUUUCUUAUCGGCUGUGGAUAUGUAUGGACACGAGUUCCAUCCAGAAAAUUUACAGAAAUUGAUUGUGUCGGAAACUUCUAUUUAUGAUAUUCUGCACGAUUUCUUCUACCAUACCAAUAGGACGGUAUCAAGUGCAGCUUUAGAGGUUUAUGUAAGGCGGGCAUAUACAAGUUAUGAAAUACUUACUUUACAACAUUUUGAGCUUAGUGGAGAAAUCCCUGUGGUUCAUUUUCAAUUUGUGUUGCCAUCAACUCAUCCAAGUAGAUUAGUUAAAAUCAAUAAUUUUACGGAAAAAAUUGAAAUUGAUGGCAGAUAUGUAGAUCCUCCUACAAUUAUCGACACAUUCCAUAGAACAGGAUGUAUGGCAGCUUUUGAAAACUUUCAGCAGUUUGAUCAAUAUUCUGAUGAAAUUCUGGAUUUGAUUGAAGAUUUUGCUAAUCCUGCUACUAUUAGUUCCAGAGAUUUAAAUGCUGUUGAAUCAGGUUCAGAAUCAAGGAAAAAUUCAACAUCAAUAAAUGUUAGUUUAUCACUAGAUGGUCCGAGAGUGCAACAAAAUGAUGAUAAUGUUAUAUUGGAACCUCAACAUAUUUUACAUGUUGGAAUUAAAGAUGAUGGAGAUAAGGAUGAUGCUACAAUGAGUAAAAUGUUCGCCACUUUUUGUAAAAAGCACAAAGAAGAACUACUUACUAGAGGGAUUAGAAGAAUAACUUUCAGUGCACUUAAACAUAAACAGUUCCCUAAAUUCUUUACAUACAGAGCCCGUGACGGUUUUAAUGAGGACAAAAUCUACCGCCACUUAGAACCCGCAGCUGCAUUCCAAUUAGAGUUAACGAGAAUGAGAUCUUAUAAUUUAGAAGCAUUGCCGACGUCUAAUCAGAAAAUGCAUCUUUACCUUGGAAAAGCAAAAGUACCUCCAGGAAAGGAAGUGACAGAUUAUCGUUUCUUUAUUAGAAGUAUAAUAAGACAUUCCGACUUAAUUACAAAAGAAGCGUCUUUUGAAUACCUACAAAAUGAAGGUGAAAGAGUGCUUCUCGAAGCCAUGGAUGAACUAGAAGUAGCGUUUUCACAUCCACAAUCAAAGCGCACUGACUGCAAUCAUAUAUUCCUCAAUUUUAUACCUACUGUGAUUAUGGAUCCCGCUAAAAUUGAGGAAGCAGUUACUAACACUGUUCUAAGAUACGGGCCUAGGUUAUGGAAACUUAGAGUUCUACAAGCUGAAAUUAAAGUCUUGAUAAGGCCAGCUCCUAAUGCCCCUACUACACCCAUACGUUUAUGUUUAGCAAAUGAUAGUGGCUAUUACUUAGAUAUCAACAUGUAUACAGAAGUUACUGAUGCAGAAUCUGGAGAGAUUAAAUUUAAAGCUUAUGGAAAGAAGCAGGGUCCCAUGCACGGUUUACCUAUUUCUACGCCAUACUUAGCCAAAGAUUACCUACAGCAAAAAAGAUUCCAGGCACAAAGUAAUGGAACAACAUAUGUUUAUGAUUACCCUGAAAUGUUCCGACAAAUGGUUGAUCUUCAAUGGAAACAAUAUAGCCAGCAAGUUUCUGAAGACGUUGAAAUUCCAGACAAACUUAUGGACUUUGUUGAAUUAGUUUUAGAUGUAGAGACAGAAACCAGAUUAAUUGAGCAGAAAAGAGUUGCUGGUGAAAACAAUGUUGGAAUGGUAGCUUGGAAUCUAACAUUAUACACACCGGAAUACCCUGAUGGUAGAAAUAUCAUUGUAAUUGCCAACGAUUUAACUUACAAAAUUGGAUCAUUUGGACCAAGAGAAGAUAAGGUUUAUGGAUUAGCAUCAGAACUGGCUAGACAACUUAAAAUUCCCAGAAUAUACAUUUCAGUAAAUUCUGGUGCUAGGAUAGGAUUAGCUGAAGAAGUGAAGAAUCUAUAUAAAAUAGCUUGGAUAGAUAAUAAUGACGAAGAAAAAGGCUUCAAGUAUUUGUAUCUAACACCUGAAGAUUAUGCCAAGAUUAGCCCUUUUAAUUCUGUAAGAUCUGAGUUAAUAGAUGAUGAGGGAGAAUCUCGUUACAAAAUCACAGAUAUUAUUGGUAAAGAAGAUGGAUUAGGCGUCGAAAAUUUGAAGUAUGCGGGUAUGAUUGCAGGUGAAACAUCAACCGCAUAUGACGAAAUUGUCACUAUUUCUAUGGUUAGCUGUAGAGCGAUUGGUAUUGGCUCAUAUCUAGUUAGGUUGGGUCAGAGAUUAAUUCAAAUUGAAAACUCCUAUAUAGUUCUGACAGGGUAUAGUGCUUUAAAUAAACUUCUCGGUAGAGAAGUGUAUGCUUCGAAUAACCAACUAGGUGGAAUUCAAAUUAUGUAUAACAAUGGAAUCUCGCAUAAAACUGAACAGUCUGAUUUAGAUGGUAUAUACACAAUUUUGAGAUGGCUUUCAUAUGUUCCUAAAGAUAAAAUGUCUCCACUGCCAAUAAUUAAGUCAUCUGAUCCCAUCAAUAGAAAUAUAGAUUAUGUACCUACGAAAACGCCGUACGAUCCUAGAUGGAUGCUGGCUGGACGCGAAAAUCCCAACGACCCAACCGUAUGGGAAUCGGGCUUUUUCGACAGGGGAUCAUGGGAUGAAAUUCUAAGACCUUGGGCUCAAACUGUAGUAACAGGAAGAGCAAAAUUAGGUGGCAUACCUGUAGGUGUAAUUGCUGUUGAAACUAGGACAGUUGAAUUAAAUUUACCGGCUGAUCCAGCAAAUCUUGAUUCGGAAGCCAAAACAGUGUCACAAGCUGGUCAAGUAUGGUUUCCUGAUUCUGCUUACAAAACUGCUCAAGCUAUCCAAGACUUUUCUAGAGAAGAUCUGCCAUUAUUCAUUUUUGCCAAUUGGAGAGGUUUUAGUGGAGGAAUGAAAGAUAUGUAUGAAGAAAUCAUGAAAUUUGGUGCCUAUAUUGUUGAUGGACUGAGAAGAUAUACACAACCUAUUAUUGUAUAUAUUCCCCCUAAUGGCGAACUGAGAGGAGGAGCAUGGGCUGUAGUAGAUCCCACAAUUAAUUCUAGAUAUAUGGAGAUGUAUGCAGACCCCAUAGCUAGAGGUGGUGUUCUUGAACCAGAAGGUAUUGUGGAGGUUAAGUACAAAAAGAAGGAUUUACUUAAAACGAUGCACAGAUUAGACCCAGUGUUGAAAGAUCUGGGAGAACAAAUUAAGAAGUUCCAAGAUGCACAGCCCGUCAGAGAAAGAUCUUCAAGUAUAACACCUGGCCAACCAGUGCCGGAAAGAGAAAAACCGAAAGAAAUUAAAGAAUUAGAACAAAAAGUAAAAGAAAGGGAAAAUCUUUUAGUUCCUAUGUAUCAUCAAGUUUCAUUGCAUUUUGCCGAUCUCCAUGAUACACCCGAAAGAAUGCUUGAAAAAGGUGCAAUUUCUGAAAUUGUGCCAUGGAAAAAAGCACGAAAUCACUUUUACUGGAGGCUAAGAAGAAGAUUACUUCAAGAUCGAAUUGUAAAAGCUCUCUUAGAAGCUCAACCUGAAAUUGCCUUAGGACAAAGUGAAGCUAUGUUAAGGAGAUGGUUUAUAGAAGAUAAAGGAGCAACAGAAAGUUACAAGUGGGACAAAAAUGAAGUGGUAGUAGAAUGGUUAGAAGAUCAAUUAAGUAGGCCAGCUGAAAAAUCAAUCAUUAGUCAUAACAUCCAUGCUGUUAAAAAGGAUUCGGGUUUAAGUCAAAUUAAAGAAUUAUUAGAAGAAUGUCCUGAUAUGACACUUGAUGCAGUUGACGUCUUAAUUGAAAAACUAAACGAUAAUCAAAAGGCAGAGGUGAUACGAAAACUAUCUCUACUUGGAUCAUUAGAAAACAUUGAUUAGACAUUUUUAUGAUAUGAGGAUAUGAAAAAAAAAUGACAGAUCUGAUAGAUUUCGAUGUAAUUAAAAAAUAACCUUUUUACUUAUGAGGGAUUUUAAUCUGUAAUAAUAUUUAUUACAUUACUGUAUAUAUUCAGUAAUUAUUAUGUGAUUGGCUAUUUUAUACCAAUAUUUAAAUAUUGUAAAUUUCUAAGAAUAGACUAAAUUAUUAUAUAUAAAUAGGUACUUUAAUAGGUAAUAUUACAAAACUAAGUACAAAUUAAUGAAUAUGUUUAACGCCUCUCUUCACUCAAAAGAAAAGUUACUUUUCUGUAAAUGACAGUUUAUAUUUUAAUAUAAAAGUUAGUACCGCACAAAAUCACAUUGAUUGAUUUAUAAAAUCCUAUAUAGUCUAAAGAAGUAUUCCUAGCAAAAGUAUAGAAAAUAUAAUUGGCCUAUUUUUAUAACUUUUAAAAAAGUUGUUAAAUAAUUGUACAGAAAAGAGUAUAUUUUAUUUAUUUUCGUAAGUUUAAUAUUUACUUUCCUAUCCACGAACAAUCCCUAAAUAUUUACAUUAACUUCUGUUUUGGAUACUUUUGUCUUUGUUUGAAUUGUAAUAAAUAUUCUUGUAUUUAUUUAUUUGUUCUUUAUAAUAUAAAUGGCUGUUAAGGAUUUUGUUGUUACCUUUUUGUUAAUUACUUAUUAUUUAUAAUAAAAAGUUUAAUAUUUU
Sitophilus oryzae (rice weevil) is the source of this 8727-nucleotide messenger RNA. RefSeq names its product acetyl-CoA carboxylase. Gene Ontology annotation, molecular function: acetyl-CoA carboxylase activity; ATP binding; metal ion binding. The record is from RefSeq and is a predicted model, not a curated record. Gene Ontology annotation, biological process: fatty acid biosynthetic process. The transcript is spliced from 43 exons. Bases 255 to 8021 code for a protein of 2588 amino acids. NCBI's taxonomy places the organism in Eukaryota, Metazoa, Arthropoda, Insecta, Coleoptera, Curculionidae.